CCCCGCUUCCUCUGCUCUGGCUGCCCCAAUUUACGUGGGGGAUAAGGAAAACGGGACCCGCAAUAUUUAUCCAUAAGCUGUUUACACCACCAGUAAACCAAGUACAGUACCUCAAGACUAAGUUACCCGCCCAGGCGCCCAGGCGUCAUCGGAUCUCCCACCGCCCUCCUGACGUUCUUGUUGCCAUUUGACCAGGUACGGAGCUGUGUCUUUGUGUUCUAUUUACACGGCAGGCACGAAUCCGAGGGUAUCUAACAAAGCUGCUUUCUGUGAUCUUGAACGGAAGGAGCUACCUACUUACUGGUGUUGCUAUCGUCGAUACAAGGUAGUCCCGUCUUGUCGCGGCCAUGGCGACUGAAGAUGUGUACGCCACGCUGCUCUUGAACGACUUGUAUCUGCCAGGUGCUCUUGUGUUGGCCCAUUCGUUACGAGAUGCGGGGACUAUCAAGAAGCUGGCUGUGCUCGUCACUCUCGACAGCGUCUCUGUGGAUGCCAUGGUAGAGCUACAGAGAGUCUACGACCACAUCAUCCCCGUCGACCGCAUGGUGAACCAACAGCCCCAGAACCUCUCCCUGAUGGACCGCGUCGACCUGCACUCGACCUUCACCAAAAUCACGCUCUGGAAACAGCUCCAGUUCCGACGCAUCGUGUACAUGGACGCGGACAUGGUGGCGUGGCGCGCUCCGGACGAGCUCUUCGCCGUUGAGGCCGCGUUCUCCGCGGCGCCCGAUAUUGGGUGGCCGGAUAUCUUCAACACCGGGUUGAUGGUGCUCACUCCCAACAUGGGCGAUUACUGGGCGCUGUAUGCUAUGGCGCAGCGCGGAAUCUCAUUUGAUGGUGCGGAUCAGGGAUUGCUGAAUAUGCACUUCAAGAAUAGCUUCAAUCGGCUGAGUUUCACGUAUAACGUCACGCCCAGCGCGCAUUAUCAGUAUAUCCCGGCGUAUAAACACUUCCAGUCAAGUAUAAGCGCGACACAUUUUAUUGGGAAGGAGAAGCCAUGGACCCAGGGAAGAGAGGCCAGCCAUGGAUCGGGCCCGUUCGAUGAGAUAACCGGAAGGUGGUGGGCGGUAUACGACCGGCAUUACAGAGGCACUAAAUCGCCGACUGUCCAGUACUACGUGAAGGGCGAGUUCGAACCCCCGAACUACAGCCAUGUCAACAUCAGCACCGAUCAGAGUGAGAUCAUUUCCCCGGAGCCUGUUACGACCCUUGGCUCAGUCCCCGUUGAGGAAUCCUUUCGCGAGACGACCCAGAUGGAAAAUGAAAAGCCGGCUGACCAUGUUGAACCUAUUCCAGAGCCAGCACCAUUCGAUCCGUCGCCGGCGCCUUAUGUCCCAGGACCAGAAUCAUACCCACCGGAGCCUGUGACGUCCGCCCUAGAGCAAUUAAUAUCCGGUCAGCCCCCAAUCUCACUUGGAACUACCCCCGCGGAAUAUGGACCAGCGUACUUAUCGCCUAGUUUAGCGCCGUUGCCAUCUGUUACGCCUCCACAGUUUGCUCAUGAACCAGUAGCUCCUCAGUUUGUUGCACCGUUCGCUGCAUGGGAUGCGUCAAGGUCUGCACCACCUUCCGGCUCAAAACCGGAGGCUGCGAACUUUCCCGCUACUCAAUACUCCAUGUCUUCUGAUCCUACACCGUACAAAGCCCCGGAGAGGUAUCCGGAUCCUCCCAAAGACAUGUACUAUGAAGUGCCCAAGACGCCGACAUACCAGAAGCCAGCCCCGAUCUUUCCAUGGGAGACCAAGGACGCCCCUAGGCCCACGAGGGUAUUCGCAGAAGAUGAAGACCUUCAACCAACCAGUCUGGAGCCCACCGAGGACGGCGAGGCGACCGACCAAGCCACCUCCAUGGCAUCAACGGUAACAACCAUCCCCUCCGACCCAUGGUACUUAUUCUCUAGCAACCCCCGCAACGCGUGGGACGACAUCCCCGAAAUUGAGCGCUACAUCGGCGCCCUGCAGAGGAACCGCAAGGGCAACAUCCAGGUGCUCCAAGGCUACGGCUCUAGCGUCGACGAGGACGGCCUACCCGGAUCGGGGCGGCGCCGCGGCAGCGUGCGCGUCACCGACUUCCCCACCGAGAUCGAGCGGCCCAGCCUGCCCGUGACUCCUGCGCCGAUCCGGCGGCCCAAGUUCCUCGGCGGCGAAAACAACGGCGACGAGGGCGAGCUGCCCAUCGCGAAGGGGGUCCCCGCACAGACUGAAUGGGAUCCAGCGGCCCAGCUGGAGGCGCUCGCCAGAAGACAAUCGGAGGUUCUAGGGAGGGAGCUCGGGGAGGGAGGGGCGGGGAAGGACAUUCCGCAGCGGCCGCUGCCGUUUGGCUCGGAGGGCGUGGUGGUGUCGAGCCCAGUGGCAGAUCUUCAGCGCAGGCCGUCGAAUCCAGUGAGGGGGAGCUUAGAGGCGUUUGAGGAGCCGAGUUAUGGGGGGCCAGGCGCAGCGUGGGAGAAGGAUGGGGUGCCGGUGGCGCAGGAGACGCAUUUGCCGCCUAGUGAGGUGGAGCAGGAUGCUCUGGCGUCGUGAGGGGGAUGGGUUGACCAGACGGAUAUGACCGAUUUUUAUCCUUCUAGGACUGUAUAUUAGCUUUCGUCCCCAGCCCGGCGGGGCGGGGUGACCCGGAGGGGGGUAUUUUUCAUUUUGCACCGCAUUGUUUUGCGUGGCAUUUCUUGCUUACGUUUGGGAUAGGCGCGCUCUGGUUUUUGGGUGUUUAGGAAAAUCUUAAGGAAGUUUUUCGUUGUGAAUGGGUGA
Messenger RNA from Pseudogymnoascus destructans, 2744 nucleotides. RefSeq names its product glycogenin glucosyltransferase (gene GLG2). The coding region runs from base 348 to 2519 and encodes 723 amino acids. Gene Ontology annotation, cellular component: cytoplasm. Gene Ontology annotation, molecular function: glycosyltransferase activity. The record is from RefSeq and is a predicted model, not a curated record. NCBI's taxonomy places the organism in Eukaryota, Fungi, Ascomycota, Leotiomycetes, Thelebolales, Thelebolaceae. The transcript is spliced from 7 exons.